Molecule: messenger RNA, 1179 nt
Organism: Zingiber officinale
Lineage: Eukaryota; Viridiplantae; Streptophyta; Magnoliopsida; Zingiberales; Zingiberaceae
Product: alkaline ceramidase-like
Exons: 3
Coding region: 163-936 (257 amino acids)
Biological process (GO): response to salt stress; ceramide metabolic process; defense response to other organism
Cellular component (GO): membrane
Molecular function (GO): hydrolase activity, acting on carbon-nitrogen (but not peptide) bonds, in linear amides
Source: RefSeq, a predicted model, not a curated record
AAUAAAGCAGAUGAAAGAGGCUUAAUAAAAUAAAUUAAGAAUGGAAACGUCGUUCUGCCCUAAUCGCAUCUCGCGUCGAUCGUCGAUCCGCUCCGUCGGCGACUUCCAAAGGGUUUCUUUGUUAUGUUAAUUUGAGUUUCUGCUUUAUUGUAUUGUGAAGAAAUGGACGAUGCAGGAAUAUCAAGCUUUUGGGGACCUGUGACAUCUACUAUUGAACUUUGUGAGGAGAACUAUGCAUAUUCUUCAUAUAUUGCCGAAUUUUACAACACUAUAUCAAACAUUCCCUGCAUUCUUUUGGCGCUCAUUGGCCUGAUAAAUGCCCUAAGACAAGGGUUUGAGAAAAGAUUUAGUGUUCUUCAUAUUUCCAAUAUGAUCCUUGCAAUUGGGAGCAUGAUAUUCCAUGCCACUUUGCAAAAUGUACUACAGCAGAGCGACGAAACACCAAUGGUAUGGGAGAUGCUUCUUUAUCUUUAUGUUAUUUACUCGCCAGAUUGGCACUACAGGAGCACUAUGCCAACUUUUCUCUUCAUAUACGGUGCUGUCUUUGCUGUGGUUCAUUUCUUCGCACGGUUUGGAAUAGUUUUCAAGAUACACUAUAUCAUCCUUUGCCUUCUCUGCGUCCCUCGGAUGUAUAAGUACUACAUACAAACAACAGACAUCGCAGCUCAACGGCUCGUCAAGCUCUACGUGCUGACUAUCUCCCUAGGGACGUUAUGCUGGUUGUUCGACCGAAUAUUCUGCAAGAAAUUAUCGCACUGGUAUAUUAACCCUCAGGGUCAUGCGUGGUGGCAUGUGCUCAUGGGAUUCAAUUCAUACUUUGCAAACACAUUUCUGAUGUUCUGCCGGGCGCAGCAGCGCGGCUGGGAGCCGCAGGUUGUUCGCCUCUUCGGCUUCUUUCCAUAUGUGAAGAUCCAUAAGCCCAAAAAGCAAGAGUGAGGUGUCAGUUUCCAAAGUGACAUAUUUUGUUAGUUUUAACUAAGCAUGAACUGGAACUUGCUUUGUAUCAUAACUAACACUGGAGUCCAUGCCGAUAGGGUCGAUCAUGCUCUAUUUUAUUUUAUUUUUCAUUUUUUGUUCAUGUGUAUGUUUUGUAAGGUAAACUCAGAAUUGGAUUCAAAUUUUUUUCCCUUCAAAUCAUGUAUCAGGCUUUUAUUAUAUAUUGUUAUGAGCUUUUGUCAA